Molecule: messenger RNA, 2326 nt
Organism: Lycium ferocissimum
Lineage: Eukaryota; Viridiplantae; Streptophyta; Magnoliopsida; Solanales; Solanaceae
Product: potassium transporter 5-like
Exons: 8
Coding region: 68-2326 (752 amino acids)
Biological process (GO): potassium ion transmembrane transport
Cellular component (GO): membrane
Molecular function (GO): potassium ion transmembrane transporter activity
Source: RefSeq, a predicted model, not a curated record
CGAAUAAUAAAAUCAUGAUUAUGUCAAUCUACAAAAUUCAUGUAGAUCCGUCACUAGCUGAUUAAUUAUGAGAAACUCUAUUGUGAUACUGCUUUUUUUUUUUUUUUUUUUGGUGGUUAAACAGGCAGCGGAAUGGUCAAUGAUAUUGCAACUGGCGUUUCAGAGCAUAGGGGUGGUGUAUGGUGAUAUUGGAACGUCGCCACUGUACGUAUACUCAAGCACCUUUCUUAAUGGGAUCAAACACGAAGAUGAUAUACUUGGCGUACUGUCGCUCAUCUUCUACACUAUCACCUUGAUUCCUCUCAUCAAAUAUGUCUUCAUUGUUCUCCGAGCUAAUGACAAUGGAGAUGGAGGAACAUUUGCAAUAUAUUCAUUGAUAUGUCGAUAUGCUAAGGUGGGGUUAAUUCCAAGUCAAGAGGCAGAAGAUAGAGAUGUGUCCACUUUCAAACUUGAGUUGCCCAAUAGACGCACACGUCGGGCAUCAAAGCUUAAGUCGAUGCUAGAAAACAGUAAAUUUGCAAAGUUUUUUAUGCUAUCUGCAACAAUGCUUGGUACUUCCAUGGUUAUUGGGGAUGGUGUCCUCACUCCCUGCAUCUCAGUUUUGUCUGCCGUUGGAGGAAUCAAAGAAGCAGCUCCCAAAGCCAUGACUGAAGAAAGGAUUGUUUGGAUUUCAGUUGCCAUCUUGGUCUUGCUGUUUACGUUUCAAAGAUUCGGAACUGACAAAGUUGGCUACAUAUUUGCACCAAUAAUUUGUGUGUGGUUCUCACUCAAUGCUGGCAUUGGAAUUUACAACUUUCUAAAGCAUGAUCCGACUGUUAUCAAAGCUUUUAAUCCUAAAUACAUCAUAGAUUACUUCACGAGAAACAAAAAAGAUGCAUGGAUUUCCCUUGGAGGGAUUGUUCUUUCAAUAACAGGAACGGAGGCAUUAUUUGCAGAUGUUGGUCAUUUUACGGUUCGGUCUGUACAGAUUAGCAUGUGUUGCGUGACAUACCCAGCGCUCAUAUUAACAUACAUUGGUCAAGCUUCUUUUUUAAGGAAGAAUGCAGAUGAUGUUUCUGAAACUUUUUUCAAGUCUAUACCCCAUGGCAUAUAUUGGCCAAUGUAUGUGGUGGCGGUGUUCGCAGCCAUCAUUGCAAGUCAAGCGAUGAUUUCUGGGACUUUCGCUGUAAUCCAACAGUCCCUUGCAUUAGGAUGUUUUCCUCGUGUUAAAAUUGUACACACAUCAACCAAACAUCAUGGACAAGUCUAUAUCCCUGAAAUUAAUUACCUUCUCAUGUUGGCUUGUGUUGUUGUUACUCUCGCAUUCAGGACUACUGAAAAGAUUGGCAACGCUUAUGGAAUAGCAGUGGUGUUUGUGAUGACAUUAACAUCAUCUUUCCUCAUACUAGUCAUGAUCAUGAUCUGGAAAACUCACAUUCUUCUUAUUAUCACCUAUGCUCUAAUCAUUGGCACGGUUGAGCUUGUGUAUCUAAGCUCGGUUCUCUACAAGUUUGAUCAAGGUGGUUACCUUCCAUUGGCUUUUGCUAUGUUUCUAAUGUUUAUCAUGUGCGUAUGGAAUUAUGUGUAUCGAAAGAAAUACUACUUCGAGUUAGAUCACAAGAUUUCUCCUGAAAAGGUCAAGGAAACAAUGGACGAGACAAAUUUCCAUCGCCUACCAGGACUUGCAAUUUUCUAUUCAGAACUUGUUCAGGGAAUCCCACCAAUUUUCAAGCAUUAUGUUGCGAAUGUGCCCUGUUUACACUCUGUUCUUGUCUUUGUUUCCUUUAAAUCUCUUCCCAUCAGCAAAGUUCCGGUAGAAGAAAGGUUCCUCUUCCGUUGGGUGCAACCAUCUGAGCUCUACGUGUUUCGUUGUGUGGUAAGAUAUGGAUACAAUGAUGCGCGUCAUGAGCAAGAGGACUUUGAGAAGAUAUUGGUGGAGAGGCUCAAGGAGUUUGUACGAGAAUAUUGCUUGUUUUCGAUUGCAAUAAAAAGUCAUAGAUUAUCCAUGGAAAGAAUCAGCCAAUUGGAGAACAUUGAUUCAGGCAUUAAUAAUGUUGGUGCAGUGAAGGCCGAGGAGGAGGAUGAGGAGGAGGAGGAGGAGGACUUAAAUAAAACACAAAUCGAGAUUAUAAAUGAAAUAGAAGUAGUAGAUAGAGCAUGUCGCGCUGGGGUGGUUCAUUUGAUGGGGGAACAUGAAGUGAUGGCGAGUAAAGGGUCUGGUAUAGCGAAGAAAGUGAUAAUAAAUUAUACCUACAGCUUCUUGAAGAGGAACCUGAGACAAAGUAACAAGGUUUUUGACAUCCCUCACAAGCGUAUGCUAAAAGUCGGAAUGACAUAUGAGCUUUAG